Molecule: messenger RNA, 3550 nt
Organism: Synchiropus splendidus (mandarinfish)
Lineage: Eukaryota; Metazoa; Chordata; Actinopteri; Syngnathiformes; Callionymidae
Product: neurotrophin-3
Exons: 2
Coding region: 388-1491 (367 amino acids)
Biological process (GO): positive regulation of peptidyl-serine phosphorylation; cell surface receptor protein tyrosine kinase signaling pathway; neuron projection morphogenesis
Molecular function (GO): growth factor activity; nerve growth factor receptor binding
Source: RefSeq, a predicted model, not a curated record
CCGACUUUUACGCGUUUCAGGCGGAGUUCAGGUCUUAAAACAAACUUCUUCACCUCCUCACCCCACAGUUGGAACUGAGUUACCAGCCUUCCUCUGAACGAAUGGGCCGCUAACGACAGUGGGAUACUUGAUCCAAGCGCUCACUUCCCUGCCCUGGUUCAUGGCGCUCGCGCCACUUCACGUCGGAUCUGCUCACUUCUAAUGGGAAAGUGUCCCCGUCAUGUCACGCUGUGACAGAAGACGAAGAAAGACCGUCGUCGCGUGGCCGCCGAGCGAAGGUGUUUUGAGUCAAAGCAGUUGAGCGACAGCACUGUGGAAUCAAUGUGGUGUCAGCUGGAAGGACGCGGGGUCCGGAUCUCACCUAAACGCUGAUACGUCUUGGGAGUGAUGCACUGGCUUCCCCUGGUUGCCAUGGUGAUCGCCUCGGCUCUGCCCUUCCCUCAAAGCCCCGUGUCCAGGAUCGCCGCCGCCACGACAGAGCCUGGCUUCGUAGAGCGCCGUCAUGACCGGGCCAGCAGCCUCAUGGAGCGACCUUCCAGCGAGCUCUCCCGCGGCGCCACCUCGCAGACGGAUUACGACCCGGCGGAGAAACUCCGGGACGACGGUUCAGAGAAUCCAGGAGCGCUUAGGAGCACCUCCGAAGGAAAUAUGUUUCUGGAUUUAAACUCGAGGGACCCACAAGGCCACACUGAGGACUGGAGAGAGUCUUUGGCGAGUCCCGCAACCCAAAGCAAAAGUACUGCAAUUCCUGCUGCUGGCGCUCAAGCUGAGCCAAUCUCAGACCCCAGAACGAUGGACGACGGGCUCUGGUUGGACAAUACUAUCCUUGAAGGAGGAGGGAUGUUUCUGGACGCUCAUCCUCGAGUCCUGUUUUCGCCGUCUCCGUCGCCCCCCAAGCACCCUCCACUCCUGCUAAUGUUGGAAUCCGGCCUCCUGGAGGAAGACGGCGAGGAUAUAGAUGGACACAUCGAGGGUCACGGGGACCGGGCCACGGAUCGGACUGGUUGGGCGGAGAGCUCCCGCGCUCUCAGGAGGGACAAACGCUCAGAGAUAGACAGGCGGCGAGGGGAGCGGUCAGUGUGUGAUUCGGAAAGCGGCUGGGUCACUGACAAGGUGACGGCCACGGACUCUUACGGCCAAAACGUCACCAUCUUGAAGAAAAUCCAAACUCAAACAGGUCAGAUAAACCAAUACUUUUUUGAGACUCGCUGCCGACAAGCACAACCGGCAGGCGACGGGAACAGGGUGGCGGCCGCUGCCAGAUCGCCGGAAAUGGGCGUGGCUGGCGCCGGCUGCCUGGGCGUGGACAAGAAGCAGUGGGUGAGCCAGUGCAAGGAGAAGCACUCGUUUGUCAGAGCGCUGACCAAAGACGCCAACAACCGGGUCGGCUGGCGGUGGAUCCGCAUCGACUCGUCCUGUGUUUGCGUGCUGCUGUCCAGAGCCAAUCGCACGCCGGCGAGGGAGGUCUUGACCAGGAGGGGGAGGGGCUAAGCAAUGCUAUUUCUCUUAAUAAAACACCAAGACCUCAACUCCAGAUCUUAGGGACGAUUUCAUAUCUAGAUUUUUCAAAGGUUUUCUACUCAUAAGUUAUUUGACUAGUACGUAAGCAUGUAUGAUAUUAAUAUAUUCUGUGAUAUAAAUGUGACACCAGUAUACGUUCAUGUAUGCAGCUAUGUAUAUCUGUGUGUAUUUAUAGACACGUGGCUGGAAGCUGUCUCCAGUGUCUGAUGAUAAUUCCAGCCUGCCGCAGGUCUGAGAGGACGCGGCGCCCCCAGCUGAGGCUCCUCGUUAAUGCUGCACACUGUUCCCUCACAAACGCAGCAGCAGCAGCUGAUGAUGACGAUGAUGAUGUCGUUACUGUUCAUGAAAGCAUGAGGUCUGUAAACGCCAAACCGGUAAUAAACGUCUUUGUACUCGGCACUUUUUCAGCUGGUGAUUUGUGACGCCUACACAACACUGAACACCAAACUGCAGUCUUGGUGUGAUGCUACCUCAUAGUUUUUUAUUGUGCAGUUAUACAGGAACAGCUUGUGUAUCUGUCUGUUUGUGUGUUGUGCGGUGGGCUAUUUGUUGUUUGAGGAGGUUGAGCUUGUUCUAUUGUGGCAUAUUGGUUCAUAUUGUCGAGCAUUUUGGCUUUUACAAACUUGCUGUUGCGCUCACUGGUUUCAGUUCACCCUUCAGUUUUCUUGCUUUGUUUUCGAGUCACUGUUUAGUAGUUUAUCCUGCACAGACUUUGUGUGCGUCCAUUACUACUGAGUGGUUUUCUUUUGUGUUAAGUGAUUGCCGUUUCUGAUCGCUGCGUUGCUCUUGUGUUAACUGACCUGUUGUUGUGUUUACUGAGUACGGCUGCAGCUAGCGAUUAUUUUGGUCGUCGACUAGUCACCGCCGGUGAUGACAGUUAGUCGACGAGUUGCUGUACGAAGUGCACGGGUGGACGAACACGCCCACGUGGCUGGUCGCAGUGUUGCAAAUACAGUGAAAUAUAAAUGAAGUACUGCACUGUGGGACAAAUCUCAUAUGAUCUAAUAAAAAAAUGUAUGUAAAAUGUUGUGUUGACCUGUGUAGUGUUAAAUCUUUUUUGGAACUUCAUAGUUGAAUUUGAAUUGCUCCAAUGUGUCAUGAAAGGCAUGAGUCCUUUGACGUGUCCUUUGUUAACAUUGUUUUGGAUCACAGUGGUCCCAGAGCCUCAGGCUUUUCUCUUCUUACGGUGGAAGAGAAUGAUGGCAUCAUGACUAGUAAUGGCUGUUUACAGUCGACUCUGUUGACCAGUGGUUGCAGCCCUACUCGUGUGCAAUGUGUUGUCUUCCGAUUUGUUGUGUCCAGUGAUUUUCCCCUGAACACUACAAGUAGGUUGUAGUUGUCCAUUCACCAAGGUGCUAGUUGCUAUGUUGUUGCGUUCACUUCUCAACUCAAAACGAGCAAAAUCAUUUACAGAAACAGCGACGAGCAGCGAUCGAGCAUCGGCCGACAGAAGAGGCCGAAGGAGUGCGACAGUCAGCAGCUGGACCGCUUUAUUUCUUUUUUCCGUUUACAUCACCAUUGUCAAUAAUUGUUAUUGUUAAUCUCUGUAUGAUAUUUUCACUUUAAAGAUGGAAAUCUGUCGAGAGGUUUUUCGAAUGUUCACACACAGAAGUCGCACUUGUCGAACGAAUCAAGAAGGACCAGGACGUGUACGUACGAUUAUCCAAUACAGACCUAAAGAAAAUAUUCAUCGUAGAAAAUAAAAAACUGAAAAAAAUACACACGUUAUACAAAUUGAUCCCCCAGGCUGUCCCCACCCCUCCCGCCCCGUCCUCGUUUAUCAUACAGAUAGAUAUUUUCAAACGACACCUCAUAGCUUCACCACCAAAGGAGAUUAGGUCGUUUGUUGGACAUGCAUCGUAAACACUAAAGGUUUUGUUUCCUGGACGUCCCAGCGGGUCUCGCACCCCCCCCACAGAGCUCCGGGUUCAGGUAUGGCUUGUGUGAGCAGUGAAAUGUCCAGGUUCUGGUUCUGUCUCUCUGUCUCUCCUCGAUGAUGAUUACAGGUCUUCAGCAGCAACAGUUCUUC